UCUAUCGGUCAUUUUCACGUACACAUCACUUGCCGGGAAAUUUUGUACUUACAUUCUUUAAUUUCUAAAAAUUUCCUUCAAGUUUCAAAAUAACAAGCGCUCGGUUGAUCAUCGUUUCUGUGGCAUGGGAUACAGUAGUGUAUUGAGAAUAUAACGUAAAAGUGGUUUCUAGCGUUUCGAUGAGGGGCGCCAUUCUCUGAGAACGUGGUGAAUUUUCCAUGUCGAGUAACUGCUCGGGAGCGCGGGAUAAUAUCUGACGGGUGUUUUCGUGUAAUCUUCCGAGAUAUAUUCGGUCCGAAUUUCGAUCCGUCGGCUCGUUAUUACCACAAAUCAGUGCGGAUUAAUAUCAAAAUGGCACAAGAUGCUGAUAUGCCAACUUUCAAGUGUGUCCUCGUCGGCGACGGUGGUACUGGGAAAACUACGUUUGUAAAACGACAUUUAACCGGAGAAUUCGAAAAGAAAUACGUCGCCACUUUGGGCGUAGAAGUACAUCCUUUGAUAUUCCACACGAAUCGAGGACCCAUUAGAUUCAAUGUUUGGGACACCGCCGGUCAAGAGAAGUUUGGUGGUCUCAGGGACGGUUAUUACAUUCAAGGGCAAUGUGCUGUUAUCAUGUUUGAUGUUACAUCAAGAGUUACUUACAAGAAUGUGCCGAAUUGGCACAGAGAUUUAGUCAGAGUUUGUGAGAACAUACCUAUCGUGCUCUGCGGUAACAAAGUUGACAUCAAAGAUAGGAAAGUCAAAGCGAAGAGCAUCGUUUUCCACAGAAAGAAAAAUCUCCAGUACUACGACAUCAGUGCGAAAAGCAAUUACAAUUUUGAAAAGCCAUUCUUAUGGUUAGCACGUAAACUCAUCGGUGAUCCAAAUUUGGAGUUCGUCGCCAUGCCUGCUCUUCUACCUCCCGAGGUUACCAUGGACCCACAAUGGCAGCAACAAAUAGAAAAGGAUCUCAAGGAAGCUCAAGAAACUGCAUUACCAGAGGACGACGAAGACCUUUAGUCUGUUUCGUCGUUCCUAUCAUCCGAACAGAGGCAUACCGUGUACGAGCAUACCUCGGUUGUUACGUUCUCGUGCCUCUCCAUAAAUCGAAGAUUCUUUCUUUGAAGGAAUUAAAAGAUUCGCCAAAUUUUGUUCGAUACGGGAAUACGUUAAUAACGAUAAAAAUAUUUCUGUGAUUUCAAACUUUACGCGAGCUUUAUCUUGAAGAAGGGAUACAGGAAUUGAUAACUGCGUUUGCAUGCACAUGCAUCAUGUAUGCGAAGAAUAUAGUACACAUGACCUCUAAUUUUAUACGAGUGCCGAAUGACCCGAGCGUAACCUAGGACUUAAUCGAUGCGGACAUGUAGGCUUUGAUCGAUACAUUUCAAAUGUUCAAAAUUUAAUACGCUGAAGUUGAAAAAAAAAGAGUUCUUCGAUGAUAAACGUUGCGCUUGCUCUAUAUUCUUUAUGCCUUUUUAUUGUAUUGUGAAUGAGUAUGCGUGAGUAGUCGUAUGUUGUAUAACACGACGUAUUUAAUGUAACCGACGGAGUGGUUUUUCGAUAAAUCGUAUUGUCCAUCAGGUUUCAGGUGUACCGUUGUGUAGUUAUUGAAUUUUUUUCUUGUCGAUAUCGUCGCAGCCGAUUCAAUUGUUCGAACGAAACGAAUUGUUACAUUUUUUUUUCGUAAAUCACGAAUAUAAAGAAUUAAUUCCAUGAGAAAGAAUCUAUCGAUAUACAACAGAAAACGCUGAUUUUUCCUUUUUUUAGAGGUCACUGUUUACACGUACACUCAGAAGUA
Nomia melanderi (Alkali bee) is the source of this 1777-nucleotide messenger RNA. It is a transcript of the gene Ran, whose product is annotated as RAN, member RAS oncogene family. Gene Ontology annotation, cellular component: cytoplasm; nucleus. Gene Ontology annotation, biological process: ribosomal subunit export from nucleus; protein import into nucleus. Gene Ontology annotation, molecular function: GTPase activity; GTP binding. The record is from RefSeq and is a predicted model, not a curated record. NCBI's taxonomy places the organism in Eukaryota, Metazoa, Arthropoda, Insecta, Hymenoptera, Halictidae.